Messenger RNA from Rotaria socialis, 312 nucleotides. Lineage: Eukaryota; Metazoa; Rotifera; Eurotatoria; Philodinida; Philodinidae. The record is from the annotation of a GenBank genome assembly.
AUGCUCUUUUGCAUUCUACUUAUUUUAAAUCUAUCAUGGACAACUGCAAUAGCUACGGAAUUAGAUCAAUUACUGCCAUCAAUUCCAGUUUCAUCCCAAAUCAAACGAUUGGCUUCUCGCUGUUAUAUUAAUGAUUAUCCAGCAUGGUUAGAACGGCAACAAGAAUUGAUGAUAUGGUUCCAUUUAGCUAAAUUAUUAAAACUGCCCAUAGAAGAAAACAAAGUAAUACAAGAAGAAUUGGAACAAAUUCGACUUCAACACGAAUGUCUACGCUUUAUUGAACAUUUAACUCUUUCAGUAGGACCUGGAUAA